AUUACAAUUUUAUUAGAAUUAGCCAACAAAUUAGGAAAGUGAUUAACAGCAAUGAAAAGUGAUAUUUUAUAUUUUAGCCGACCGGGCAUUAAAAAAAAUGCCAUAUUAACCUUUUGUAUUGGUGUAAUAUUUGGUAUAUUUUUUGCUUAUACUACAAUAUCCAUUACUGAAUGCCAUUUCAAAGAUAUCAAAAUACUUCCAUCGAAGUUUUCAUAUGAUUCAGCUAGAUACCAUGAUCCUCAUUCACAUGGACAUGAUAAUGAAGGUUCAUUCAAUGAUUCAGUCAUUAUGAAAGACCAUGGGGAAAAUGAGACAUUGCAUUUUCAUGAAGAUCUUGUGGCUCAAGAGCUUAAAAAACGAAUUAGAGUUCUUUGUUGGAUCAUGACUAGUCCUAGUAAUCAUAUUAAAAAAGCAAGACAUGUAAAAGCCACAUGGGGUAAACGUUGCAAUACAUUACUUUUUAUGAGCACUGUUGAAGAUAAAAGCUUACCUUCUAUUGCAUUACCAGUUAAAGAGGGUAGAGAAUACCUUUGGGGCAAAACUAAAGAAGCAUUUAAGUACAUCUUUAAACAUUAUAAUGAUUAUGAUUAUGUAUUGAAAGCUGAUGAUGACACGUAUGUUAUAGUUGAGAACUUGAGGUAUAUGUUAACUUCAUUUAACCCAAAAGAUCCAAUAUUCCUAGGUUGUAGAUUUAAACCCUAUGUUAAACAGGGAUACAUGAGUGGCGGUGCAGGUUAUUUGCUAAGCAAAGAAUCAGUUAAGAGGUUUGUUGAAAAAGCUAUACCUCAUAAACAAUGUCGGCAAGAUAAUGGUGGAGCUGAAGAUGUAGAAAUUGGUAUUUGUCUUCAGUUAGUUGGAGUAAAAGCUGAGGAUACUAGAGAUAGUUUAGGUCGUGGUCGUUUCUUUCCAUUUAUUCCAGAACACCAUCUUAUACCUGGACAUACAGAUCCAAGUUUUUGGUACUGGAAAUAUAUUUAUUAUCCAAUAGUAGAGGGUAUGGAUUGUUGUUCAGAUACUGCGAUUUCAUUCCAUUAUGUUAAUCCUAAUAAUAUGUAUGUGCUUGAAUAUCUAAUUUAUCAUUUACGGCCGUAUGGAGUGACUCAAAAUAUUGAUCAAGCUAUUGUAAACAAAAUUUAUCUUAACAAGGAAAGUAAUGCUACUAAGACUGAACAGCCAACAAAUAAAACACAAAAUGUAUAAACUUAAAUGAAAUGUUCUUAAGACAUUUUACUGUGAUUACAGUUGACUCUUAUAUUGUAUAUUAUUUAUUAUUAUAUUUAUAUACAAACUAGAAUAAUUAGUUCCAUGCCAUUUACCCAUUCUGUUAGUGUACAGAAUAUUUUUACUAGUCAAUAACUUGUUGGCAAAUCCUAGUCAAUUUGCUCAUAAAGUUCUUAUUGAUGGAACUUGAUUUCUUGAAUUUGUUUUUCUUAUUAUCUAAAUGAACAUAAUUAUUAUGCACCAUAUUUAUUUAUUUCUGU
Molecule: messenger RNA, 1481 nt
Organism: Melanaphis sacchari
Lineage: Eukaryota; Metazoa; Arthropoda; Insecta; Hemiptera; Aphididae
Gene: C1GalTA
Product: glycoprotein-N-acetylgalactosamine 3-beta-galactosyltransferase 1
Exons: 9
Coding region: 52-1200 (382 amino acids)
Cellular component (GO): membrane
Molecular function (GO): N-acetylgalactosaminide beta-1,3-galactosyltransferase activity
Source: RefSeq, a predicted model, not a curated record